AGCGAAUCGGAUCCAGGAUAGCUAGCUAGAAUCGAUAAAGAUGGCGACAGCGAGAGACACCGAAGAUAAAAUUAUUAUCGCUAAUAAAAAUAAGACAUGUUUAUUCAGAUAGGUGCAGAAAUGAUACCUUUAUAACAAAAAUAAAUUCGCUCAUACUGUUGCAUUUUGUUUUUAACUUAAAGUCCCGUGUGCGCAAGCGAUUUGUUUUCAGAGGAGCUCCACAGUUCUAUGUCAAGUUAGCUGUGUUGGCUAGUUAGCCUAAUUGAAUCUCAAUCGCUUAUGGAUUUCUAGGAUCAGGACGAAUGUCGUUUGACUGAAAAUCGACUUUACGCGGGAUUGAAUUUGCUACAAAUUGUUCAUGAACCGAUUGGACAACAUCGUUUAUUUUACGUUGGGAAUAUAGCCAUUCCACUGGCCCGGUGACACGGAGAGUGUCGAGUCGGAGUGCCUGACCGUCAUGUAUUUUUUAACUGGCUGGCCCCGGAGGCUACUUUGUCCACUGAAAAGUGAAGAGGAACCGUUUCAUAUUCAACCCAACUCACAGAGGUUUUACUUCGCUGUGUUGUCAGAGACUCAACUAAGCAUCUGGUUUAGUCGGCCCAGUGUUCUGAUAGUGAGCUACAUAGAGUCAGUGAAAGCAGCAGCCCAGUUUGGCUUCUAUCAGCAGGCCGAAUGGAAGCCGGACGAUUCCAUGAUAGCAGUGGCGGCUGCCAAUGGCUACAGUCCUUCAUUGUUUGAGUGGUGGGAGGAGGAGGGACAAGUACUUUAUGAGCCAGUCCUAUCCCAAGUGUAG
Messenger RNA from Salvelinus sp. IW2-2015, 793 nucleotides. The record is from RefSeq and is a predicted model, not a curated record. NCBI's taxonomy places the organism in Eukaryota, Metazoa, Chordata, Actinopteri, Salmoniformes, Salmonidae.